GAGCCUAGGAGAGCUGCUGUUGGUGUGAUCUUGAAGUUUUGCCGGUGGUUGGAGUUUUAAUUAUUUUUUUUCUGGGCUUGUUGGGGUGGUUUUUGUGAGACGUAUUGUCGUCUUGGUCUUCGAGCCUAGUUGGUUGGAGGGUGCAGUGACCUGCCGGGUGUAGUGCGGUGUAGGGAGGUAGAAGCGGUGUGUGUAAGAAGUUUAUUCGAAUUUCCAAUGCCGGUGGAGUGAGUUGUUGCUGCGAUGUCAGUGGCCCCUUCUCGUGCCAACAGUCGCCUCCAAACCUACGAGGACGUCCCUACGGCAGAUGCCUCCCCCGUCCACCCGCCAGAUGGCGCCACGGACCCCAAAACCCAGAGGGACGGCGGCGAAGUGAGCGGCGGCGGCGAGAACAGAAACGGCGGACACAUGGACGAGGCCGAGCUCAGUGGUGUUCUGGACGCUGGUGCGUUGGACGCGGUGCACAGACAAUCGGAAAGCGAGGAGGAGGACUCCGUCGAGGAGGACGAGCCCCCAAGGGCGACAAACGGGGGAUUUUGGAGACAAGGGGCGGCCUCCAGAUCUCAAUCGCCUAUUAUGGCAGACAAUGCCAGCGAUGCCUCGUCCAUGGUGCCCCCCCAGAGGCCAAAGAGCCGUUCGGAGAUGGCCACCAGCAGAUACAGCAACCUCUCCUACUGGAAGGCCAGAAGGGUGGUGUUCUUCAGAAACGGCGAUCCCUUCUUUCCAGGAGUGGAGUUCAGGUUCAAACCAGGAAGAGACAUCAUGUCUUUGGAGGCGCUCCUGGACAAACUUUCCCUUCGUAUGGAUCUACCGAGAGGUGCAAGAUACAUUUUUUCCAUGGAUGGGGACAGGAAAUAUAGACUUGACGAGUUGGAGGAUGGAGCAUCCUACGUUGUGUCUUCCUACAAGACUUUUAAGGCUGCCAGCUACGGCAAGAAGAACGGCAUCUGGUACGCCGCUCCCGCGGGUGCCCAGGGAUGGAGCAAGGCGCCCAGCAGAAAGGCGUCGAUAGCGGAGGCAGAAGCGGCGCCGCCCCCCGGAGGCGGUCCUGUCAAACCGAGCUCCGGUCGUGUCAUCAGAAUUAUCAACAAUAUGGACCACACUGUGCAGUGCAGGGUACUCCUGAACCUAAGGACAACCCAGCCCUUCGAGGAGGUGGUCGAGGACCUAGGCCAGGUCCUGAAAAUGAACGGGGCAAAGAGGAUGUAUACAGUGUCGGGUCAAGAAGUUCGAAGUUUCUCUCAGCUGAGAAACGAAUUCGCUGACGUAGAUACUUUUUAUCUCGGUGUUGGUAGUGUUGGUUCAGUCAACAACCUGAUGAUGUCGCCAGUGAGAAGAGGACGUGCGAGAGUGGUCAAUACUGCCAUCGUUGAGGACCUAAGCAAAAGGAGGUCCAGGAGCAAGAGCAGACCCAGAGCGCUGUACGCCCCUGAGAGUGAAAUCGUUAGGACCAAUGAUUAUACCCUACUAGAAGUACUGAAAGAAGAACCUAUAAGAGUUACCAUUAAAGGCCUUAGAAGAACAUUUUAUCCACCUCUGCAUCAUCCGCCUAUGGAUAAUACACCACCAGAUAAAAAACUCCAGUUGGAAUGGGUGUACGGUUAUAGAGGAACAGAUUCUAGGAAAAAUUUAUGGGUACUACCAACAGGCGAACUUUUAUAUUUUGUAGCAGCAGUUGCGGUAAUGUACGAUAGAGAUGAAGAUGCCCAAAGACACUAUACAGGACAUACGGAAGACAUACAAUGCAUGGAUCUGCACCCAUCAAGAGAGAUGGUUGCUUCCGGUCAGAGAGCUGGAAGAAAUAGGAAAACGCAAGCCCAUAUAAGGAUUUGGAGCACAGAAACCCUGCAAACCCUCUAUGUGUUUGGUAUGGGAGAAUUUGAGGUUGGAGUAGCAGCUGUAUCGUUUUCUCAACUGAACGGUGGUAGUUAUGUUUUGGCAGUGGAUGCUGGAAGAGAGAGUAUCCUCUCAGUUUGGCAAUGGCAGUGGGGACAUCUGUUAGGCAAAGUUGCGACAUUGCAAGAAGACCUGACUGGGGCAGUUUUCCACCCUCUAGAUGACAACCUAAUGAUCACCCAUGGUAAAGGUCACCUGACCUUCUGGAACAGGAGGAAAGAUGGCUUUUUCGAAAGAACAGACAUCAUCAAACCGCCUGCAAGAACUCUCAUAACAGCUCUACAGUUUGAACAAGACGGUGAUGUCAUCACUGCUGAUACCGAUGGUUUUAUCACUGUAUACAGUGUGGACAGUGAUGGUGCAUACUUUGUAAAAAUGGAAUAUGAGGCACAUAACAAGGGAGUGAGUGCUUUGGUGAUGUUAUCAGAGGGAACUCUCCUAUCUGGUGGUGAAAAAGACAGGAAGAUAUGUGCUUGGGAUUCUUUGCAGAAUUAUAAGAAAAUUACUGAAUCGAAGCUUUCUGAAUCAGCCGGAGGUGUCAGAUCUAUUUACCCCCAAAGACCAGGGAGAAACGAUGGUAACAUAUACGUGGGAACCACCAAAAACAACAUUUUGGAGGGGUCCUUACAGAGGAGAUUCAACCAGGUUGUCUUCGGUCAUGGCCGUCAACUUUGGGGCCUUGCUGUCCAUCCUGAUGACGAGGUGUUUGCUACAGCUGGUCACGAUAAGAAUAUCGCGCUUUGGAGGAAGAACAAGCUGCUUUGGACCACGCAGGUUGCCUUCGAAUGUGUGUCCUUGUCCUUCCAUCCGUUUGGUAUUGUGCUGGCUGCCGGAAGUACAGAAGGACAUUUGUUGAUCAUCAACACUGAGAAUGGUGUGCUGUCGAGUACAAUUAGAAUAUGCGGAUCGCCACUGAGCUGUAUAGCUUUCAAUCCAACUGGCGACAUGAUAACAAUAGCGUCUCAAAAUGGCAGCAUAUACCUCUUCAGGGUGAGCAGGGACGGAUUCUCCUACAAAAAAUCGAACAAAAUUAGGGGUUCCCAGCCUCUGGUCCAGUUGGAUUGGAGCACAGACAGCAAUUACAUUCAAACGGUCACAGCCGAUUUCGACUUAUGUUUCUGGGAUGUCAAGUCUCUAUCUCCAGAAAAAAGUCCAAUCGUUAUGAAAGACGUCAAAUGGUAUACACAGAAUUGUACCGUUGGUUUUAUGGUUUCAGGCAUGUGGAAUAACAGAUUCUAUCCAAUGACUUCCAUCAUAAGCACAGCAAGCAGAUCAGCCGCCCAUGAUCUCUUAAUUUCUGGUGAUACAGAUGGUUACUUGAGGCUUUUCAGGUACCCUUGCCUGAGCCCAAAGGCGGAGUACAACGAGGAGAAGCUGUACAGCGGGACAGUGGCGUGCGCCCGGUUCCUCUUCAACGACAGGAACGUGGUCACGGUUGGCGGUACAGACGCUGCCUUGAUGCUGUGGGAACUGACGGAAGAAUAGCAACAAAAGAUUGGGUAUUACAGGAGACCACGUUUGUUGAAACAAAGAGUGAGAUAUGUUGAUUUUGGAGAUUACUUUGAUUCGGAUCUGGACUCGGAUCUGGAGAAUUCUUUCGAGGUGCUGGCGUUGAGGAAUUGAGAACGGUUUUUGGAAAUUCGAAUUUCUCAAUUUUGGGUUGGAGUAAUAUAGAAUUGCCCAUAAACAAUUUUGGGUUGAGCCUUGAAAAGUUGUAAAAUAAUAAGCGAAGCAACUUAGACCAUAAAUGGAAGAAACUUUUCCUUUUCUUUUUAAUAGGGAAGUAAUUCUAAAAUUUAUUUUAAAAUAAUUUUGAUAAAGUUAUUCUAAAUGAACAAGAUGUUACUACCUCAUUACAGGUAGAAAAAAAGCUUUUGUUAGAACGUUCGUAGUUUUUAAAAGUAUUCUCACGUGGAAGAAAAAUACAGGGUUGGGACUAUUUGGAGGGACACUGCAGGGAUAUCGAAAACCGUUAGAGAUACAGGGUGGCUCAAAUGA
Molecule: messenger RNA, 3894 nt
Organism: Harmonia axyridis
Lineage: Eukaryota; Metazoa; Arthropoda; Insecta; Coleoptera; Coccinellidae
Gene: DCX-EMAP
Product: echinoderm microtubule-associated protein-like CG42247
Exons: 19
Coding region: 244-3381 (1045 amino acids)
Biological process (GO): intracellular signal transduction; microtubule cytoskeleton organization
Cellular component (GO): mitotic spindle
Molecular function (GO): microtubule binding
Source: RefSeq, a predicted model, not a curated record